Cordyceps fumosorosea ARSEF 2679 is the source of this 3180-nucleotide messenger RNA. RefSeq lists its product as hypothetical. The record is from RefSeq and is a predicted model, not a curated record. Gene Ontology annotation, molecular function: cytoskeletal protein binding; ubiquitin binding; protein-macromolecule adaptor activity. The transcript is spliced from 5 exons. The coding region runs from base 1 to 3180 and encodes 1059 amino acids. Lineage: Eukaryota; Fungi; Ascomycota; Sordariomycetes; Hypocreales; Cordycipitaceae.
AUGGGAUUCCUCGGGGUGUAUCGGGCCCUCUACGACUACCAGCCGCAAUCCGAAGGCGAGCUUACCAUUAGCGAAGGAGAUUUGCUCUACAUUAUCGAAAAAAACGACGACGACGGCUGGUGGAAGGCAAAAAAGAAAGCCGGCGCAGACGAUGAAGAUGAACCUACAGGACUUGUUCCUCACAACUAUGUUGAGACUGCCCCUUCGCUGUCCCAAGCCCGCGCCAUCUAUGAGUAUACUCGUCAAACCGACGAAGAGCUAUCUUUUCACGAAGAUGCUGUUCUCGAUGUGUUCGAUACGUCUGACCCGGACUGGAUACUUGUCGGACUUGACAAUGAGUUCGGAUUCGUCCCAGCGAAUUAUAUAAACAUGGAAUCUGGAGACGUUUCAGAUCAUGCAGCCUCUCAAGUGCCACCUCCGGCAUUACCGACACGUCCUCGCUCCGCCGCAAGGGACCUAAAUGCCGUAGAAGACACCGCGCCACCGGCUCCCCAACCCGCAGGUCCGGCGUCUACACUGGCCGGCGUUUUGCAGGGGCGUUCUACGGCGGCGAAGCCUGCAGCCCCGCCUGCUCAUCCCACGCGCGAACUUUCAUCACCAUCGGAUGAGGAAUUUGUCAAGUCACCAGCCUUGCCUUCCCGUCCAAGGCCGAUACAGUCCACACACACACGAAGCAACUCGGAUGAUUACGGCAUGCCCGAUCUCAACGAACGGUCCGAUGUACCACAACCUCAGAGAACCCCUGGCGGGUUCCACAUGUACAAUAUCAGCGAGAUGGUGUCCGUCAUGGGCAAGAGGAAGAAGAUGCCGACUACUUUGGGAAUUAACUUAGGGACCGGCAUACUUCUCAUUGCCCCGGAGAGAGCACAGGAUGCCCCUCCCCAGGAAUGGAGCGCCGACAAAAUGACGCACUACUCUCGCGAAGGAAAGCACGUAUUCAUGGAAUUAGUUCGCCCCAGCAAGAGCAUCGACUUCCAUGCUGGUGCCAAGGAUACCGCAGAAGAAAUCGUCUUGGCACUAGGGGAAAUGGCGGGUGCUGUGCGAGCUGAAGGUCUAAAAGAAGUCAUCAUGGCUGGAACACAACGCUAUCAGCGAAAAGGAAAAGUCCUGUAUGAUUUCAUGGCCCAGGGCCAGGAUGAAGUUACUGUUGCAGCUGGCGAUGAAGUCAUCAUUCUAGACGACUCCAAGAGUGAUGAGUGGUGGCAGUUACGUCGGCUGAAAAAUGGCAAGGAAGGAGUUGUUCCCAGCAGCUACAUUGAAAUCAUCGGCGCCGUCACACCUCCGCCCAAUGAAGCUGGUACUCGCAGCGGCAUGUCGCCGGUUGAACAAAACCGUUUGGAAGAGAUGAGACUCACUAAAGAGGCUCUGAGGGCUAGCAAGGAGCCACAGCAGCGUAAUCGUCGCGAGAAUGGGCGUGGCGAAAAUGGCAAUUCCGGUUCCAAAAGCAAAUCAAAACCGGAUACAAGCAAAGUCCGCACUUGGACGGAUCGUUCCAAGUCUUUUAGUGUGGAGGCUCAGUUUCUUGGCCUACGAGACGGGAAGAUCCAUUUGCAUAAAAUGAACGGUGUUAAGAUUGCUGUUCCCAUAGCAAAAAUGUCGCGAGAAGACCUGGAGUACGUCGAGAACCUGACUGGAAUUUCGCUAGAAGAUGACAAACCUCUUGCCGAUGUGCGACGCUCCAAAUCAAUGAACCGGCCAAGCGAGCCUUCUGGCGCCAAAAUUGAAAGGAAGAAGAAACCCGAAUAUGACUGGUUCCAAUUCUUCCUCUCUUGCGAUGUCCCAGUGGGACUGUGCGAACGUUAUGCACAAGCAUUUAUUCGAGACUCCAUGGAUGAAAGCGUGCUUCCCGACGUCAACGCCGUUAUUUUGAGAACACUUGGUAUUCGAGAAGGCGACAUUAUCAAGGUCAUGCGCACCUUGGAUACAAAAUUCGGACGGGAACGGAAUGUGGAGGGUGACGGAAACGCAGGAGGAUUAUUUUCAGGGCCAGGAGGCGCUCUCCGCAACAAUACUCGGAAGGGCCGUCCUGCACCCGCUGUUCAGACGAAUGAUGUUGUCGAUGCAGCGGCUCUUUCCAAGAAUCCGGAAGAUGGUACUGCGGUCAAAUCCGAUAGCAGUCCUGUCAUAUCAGAAAAGCGGGCAUCUUCGGGUGGCUUCGAGGAUGACGCCUGGGAGGUGAAACCCAGCAAACAAUCACAGACCUCGGGAGAGCCCAAGGCUGCUGAGCCUGCACUUUCUCCGACGCCCGUCGUGCCAGCACUCACAGGUUCUCUGAAAGACCUGUCCAUGCUCAGCGCACCUUUGGAGCCGACGAAAGCUGAGCCUGUGAACCGGCUAGAGUCUACAACUUCGGCAGUCUCUGCCUCAACUGUAUCACAAACUCAGCCGCUACCGGGAGCAAGCCCCUCGUUUUUCUCCUCCGCAUCAGGUUCGCAAACGGGAGGUCCUGUCUCACCUAAGUCACUUGCGCGGCAACGACCAAUACCAACGAUACCGACUGGACAAGGUUCUCUCCCGCCCCCUCCGACACAGCGUCCCGUAUCUGCUCCCCAGCAACAGAGUGCGUUCGCAACACCAGCUUUAUCAGCGCAAAUGACCGGUCUUGUCCAGGGACAAGUCGCUCCAUCAGGGCAGAGUCUCAAUGAUAUCACACAGGCUCGCCUUCAGCAACAACAGUACGCAGCCCAAAUGCAGCAGAUGCAGGCGCUGCAGCCUACCAUGACUGGCUAUGGUGGCCUGCAAACCCAGCCUCCUAUGGCGCCGUUUCAGACAGGUGCACAAUACAUGCAAGCAAUGUACACAGGAAUUCCAACGCAAAGUCCGUUUCAAGAUCCGGGCGUGCCUAGCCAGUUCUCACCACUUCAAGCGCAGCACACUGCCUAUCCCCCCCAGUUCCAGCCACAGUCAUCGUUCGGUCAGGCCACUCAGGCCAAUGUGAACAGCUACCUACCGCCGGCCCUUGAACCACAAAGAACGGGAAUAGCCCCCAUACAACAGCUACCGACUUCUACUUUCAACUCUUUCAACCCCCAAGUUCCUCAUGCUCUCCAGCCGCAGAAGACGGGGCCACCACCACCAGUACGUUUCGGCGUUACCGAGACUAAGAAAUUAACCGCCCAACCGACUGGGCGCCGAGCAAACUUGUCUCAAGCAACUCCCCAAAACCCAUUUGGCUUCUGA